GCAUUGCACUUUGAGAGGGUUGACGUUCCAAAAAAAAUAUCGGAAUUGUCAAAUACAGUCGUGCUAGCAAGUCGCAGCAGCAGUUGGCAAGUCAACCAAUGCCAGCACCGAAUUCCUCCUCUCCCCUUUAUAAACCAAGCUCAGCGUCUCCUCCGUUCAACCAGAUUCAAUCCGGCGAUCUCAGAGCUCUCCUGCUUCCAUCUAUCUGAAGAAGUUCAGGCGAGAGUAGCAGAGCAGCUAGGGAGAGGAGAAGCAGCAGCGGUAGCUAGGGAUGGACUCCGCCGAGAGGUCCAGGAAGAGGGCGCAGCGAUGGAGCAAGCGCAAGGCCGUCGUCGUCCACCUCGCCGUCUGCUUCGUCGUCGGCGCCUUGGCGCCACUGGCCGCCACCCGCGGCCCGGGCAUCCGUGAUGGCGGUGUUCAGCGAGUGGCUCCGCCGUCGCCCCCUGCUGCCCCUGACAUUGGCCUCCUGCUGAUCGUCACCGUGACAAGGCCGGACGAGGACGGCAUGUUGCAGGAAGCGUCGCUGACGAGGCUCGGGCACACGCUGCGGCUCGUCCCGCCGCCGUUGCUAUGGAUCGUGGUUGGUGCCGAGAACAGGUCGGCGUCGACGGUCCAGGUGCUGCGGGGCACCGGCGUCAUGUUCCGGCAUCUCACCUACGCCGUCGACGAGAACAACGCCACCAACAUCACCACCGCCGUGAACAAUGCCACCAACAACAGCACCGUGGAAGCCAGCGCCACCACCGCCGUGAACAACUUCACCAACAACAGCACCAUGGAAGCCAGCGCCACCAUCGCCGUGAACAACGCCACCAACAACAACACCGUGGAAGCCAGCGCCGCCGCCACCACCAUCGCCGAGAAGAAAACGGUACCAACAACACCAUUGUCGAGAACAACACCACAAACAACAACACCGUGGAAGCCAGCGCCACCAACACCACCGACACCGCCGAGAAGAACGGCACCAACAACAGCAUUGUCAAGAAUAACGCCACCAACAACAACACCGUGGAAGCCAGCGCCACCAACACCACCACCGCCGCCGAGAAGAACGGCACCAACAACACCAUCGUCGAGAACAACACCACUGGGAAUGCCGGUGACGAAGGAGACCUGAAGAGGAACGUGGCGCUGAGCCACAUCGAGCGGCACCGGCUGGCCGGGGUCGUCCACUUCGCCGCCACCUCUGCCAUAUAUGACCUCCGGUUCUUUGAAGAGCUCAGGCAGACUCGGGGCGUUGCAGCAUGGCCAACGGCAACUGUGUCAUCAGCAGACCAGAGAGUAACACUACAAGGACCAACCUGUAACUCAUCACAGAUAACAGGCUGGUACUCCGAGGACUCAGGAAUCAAUGCAACAGCGACACAUACAACAGAUGCGGCUGCUGCACAAGAUACAGGCGCAAUCCGCAACAGCUCCUGUUUACCUCCUGAAAUAAGCAUAUCUGGACUUGGG
Aegilops tauschii subsp. strangulata is the source of this 1458-nucleotide messenger RNA. RefSeq names its product probable glucuronosyltransferase Os01g0157700. Gene Ontology annotation, molecular function: galactosylgalactosylxylosylprotein 3-beta-glucuronosyltransferase activity; xylosyltransferase activity. The record is from RefSeq and is a predicted model, not a curated record. Gene Ontology annotation, biological process: glucuronoxylan biosynthetic process; plant-type secondary cell wall biogenesis. Gene Ontology annotation, cellular component: Golgi membrane. NCBI's taxonomy places the organism in Eukaryota, Viridiplantae, Streptophyta, Magnoliopsida, Poales, Poaceae.